Molecule: messenger RNA, 1365 nt
Organism: Sphenostylis stenocarpa
Lineage: Eukaryota; Viridiplantae; Streptophyta; Magnoliopsida; Fabales; Fabaceae
Source: the annotation of a GenBank genome assembly
AUGGCGGUGGUGGUUUCUUCUUCUGCGCGGUGGGUCCUCUUGCUGCUUCUGGCGCUGCUGCUGCUGCUGCUCGUUCAACAACAAGCCAUGGCCACCACCACACCACAGAUCUCUCACCUCAGGAAUGUUGAAGUGGAAAACCGAAGGUUGCCGAGCUUGCAGAACUCGUCAAUGGCGGAGAGGGCAAUAGAGGCUGAGAAAUUAAAUGAACAAGCUGCAGUGGCUAACCCAGAGGAAGUGGUUUCAAUGGUUGAGAUGAGCAUCCAGAAUAGUACACAGAGAAGGAAUCUGGGGUUUUUCUCUUGUGGAACUGGUAACCCCAUUGAUGAUUGCUGGCGUUGUGAUCCCGACUGGCAACGCAACAGGAAGCGUCUUGCAGAUUGUGGCAUUGGUUUUGGCAGAAAUGCCAUUGGUGGUCGUGAUGGCAAGUUCUAUGUUGUGACUGACCCCAGGGACGAUGACCCUGUGAACCCUAAACCUGGCACUCUUCGCCAUGCUGUGAUCCAGGACAGGCCCCUGUGGAUUGUGUUCCAGAGGGACAUGGUUAUUCAGUUGAAGCAAGAGCUAAUCAUGAACAGCUUCAAGACCAUUGAUGGAAGAGGAGUCAAUGUACACAUUGCUAAUGGGGCAUGCAUCACAAUCCAGUUUGUCACCAAUGUCAUCAUCCAUGGCCUGCAUAUUCAUGAUUGCAAACCCACUGGAAAUGCCAUGGUCAGGAGCUCCCCCACCCACUUUGGCUGGAGGACAAUGGCUGAUGGCGAUGCCAUCUCCAUAUUUAGCUCAAGCCACAUUUGGGUUGAUCACAACUCCUUGUCCCACUGUGCUGAUGGCCUUGUGGAUGCUGUCAUGGGCUCAACAGCCAUAACUAUUUCAAACAACCACUUCACCCACCACAAUGAGGUGAUUCUGCUGGGCCACAGUGACUCUUACACAAGAGACAAGCUCAUGCAAGUGACCAUCGCAUACAACCAUUUCGGAGAGGGACUUAUCCAGAGAAUGCCACGGUGUAGACAUGGAUAUUUUCACGUGGUGAACAAUGACUACACUCACUGGGAGAUGUAUGCUAUUGGUGGAAGUGCUAACCCCACCAUUAACAGCCAGGGCAACCGAUACAAUGCUCCUGUUAAUCCUUUUGCCAAGGAGGUGACUAAGAGAGUGGAAACAGCAGAAAGCCAGUGGAAGGGUUGGAAUUGGAGGUCAGAGGGAGAUUUGUUACUGAAUGGUGCCUUUUUCACCCCAUCAGGCGCUGGAGCCUCAGCCAGUUAUGCCAGGGCCUCAAGCUUAGGAGCCAAAUCUUCUUCCAUGGUUGGUUCCAUGACCUCAAAUGCUGGUGCACUCGGUUGCAAAAGAGGCCAUCAGUGCUAG